Molecule: messenger RNA, 447 nt
Organism: Sphaerulina musiva SO2202
Lineage: Eukaryota; Fungi; Ascomycota; Dothideomycetes; Mycosphaerellales; Mycosphaerellaceae
Exons: 1
Coding region: 1-447 (148 amino acids)
Source: RefSeq, a predicted model, not a curated record
AUGUGCCAUACCAUCAAAACCCGCUUAACAUGCGGCCACUUCAUCCACGGCCCAAUAAUCCAAUGCGCCGAAGCAGCAGCGACAGCAGCCGCGGCAGCAGCAGCAUCAGCUUCCUCAUCUCGACCAACCCCUCACCCUCGCAACAACGCAGCGGGAGGAAGAGGAAGAGAAGAAAUCUGCCAACCAGGCAUCACAAUCAACACACAAACAACAGCAUGCUGCGAUGAUUGCGUAACAGGUUUCUCGCGCCAAUUCCUCGAGAGCAUCUGUCGCAGAUGUCGACGCGGGGUGGUACAUGGUAUGGCUCUGGCUGUGUUGGAGUCUUUACCUCGAAGGACAAACGAGGAGGAGGAACAUGCUGUCUCCAACUCUUCUUCUACCUCGUCAUCGUCGUCGUCAUCUUCAUCGUCGGCGGCAGAGGAGGAGGCGGAGUAUAGUCAUUGGUGA